AUGAAAUUAAUCUUUAAAUGGGUAAAUGCUAACUGUCUCGAUAAUAUCAGCAACGACAGUAACCAAAACCGUCCUGAUGGUAUCGUGAAAAAUGACAAGAAAGCAGUGGAAUGUUUUGAAGUGAAGCCAAUUACAUAUGCUAAAAAUCAUAGAAAGAUUAAUAUCGAUUUGCACCGCUUGUGUAUGUUCUCAAAAACAGGUUCAGCAGAAUACAAGGCAAGGCAUAUGCUUCAAGUUAUGGCUGUGAGUACUAAUAUCCAAUUUCAUUUAAGCCAGGUAAGAAGUGAUGUCUUAGUAGUGGUAGAAUUGGAUAGCACUCGACUUCCUUUAUCUCUUAAUGAAUUGCCGCAAAUAAUGCCCUAACUUGACUGCCUCUAC
Rhizopus microsporus ATCC 52813 is the source of this 378-nucleotide messenger RNA. RefSeq lists its product as uncharacterized. Bases 1 to 363 code for a protein of 120 amino acids. The transcript is spliced from 2 exons. NCBI's taxonomy places the organism in Eukaryota, Fungi, Mucoromycota, Mucoromycetes, Mucorales, Rhizopodaceae. The record is from RefSeq and is a predicted model, not a curated record.